This is a messenger RNA of Salarias fasciatus (jewelled blenny), 16198 nucleotides long. RefSeq names its product KIAA1109 ortholog. Lineage: Eukaryota; Metazoa; Chordata; Actinopteri; Blenniiformes; Blenniidae. Bases 175 to 15732 code for a protein of 5185 amino acids. The transcript has 91 exons. The record is from RefSeq and is a predicted model, not a curated record. Gene Ontology annotation, biological process: synaptic vesicle endocytosis.
AGGAAGCGCUCCGAGCUGGCCGCCUGCCAGGUAAAUAUUAAACAGAGGAUGCUAGCUGCACCCGUGUCCGACGCGACAAAAGAGCACCAACUCCGGACCAACUGGAGCAAAGAUGAAACCACAUGCUUCUUCGACGACGUUAAGUUGUAGACAUCGACCUGAGAGCCUGUAGCCAUGGAUGGCCAUGCUGCCAAAAACAAUGAAAGCACCUUUCCCAGCUUGGGGGAUCUGGAUGACUUCCUCACCAAGCACAACUCAAACUUCAUCUGGCUCCUUGCAGCCACCAUUCUAUCCUGUGGAUGGAUCAUCUACUUAACUUAUUACAACUCACGCAACAUUGGCCUCAUCCUCACCCUCAUCAUCAACAGACUGUACAAGGAUGGCUACGUUCACAUCGGCUCCUUCUCCUUCUCGGUGCUGUCGGGGAAAGUCAUGUUCAGGGAUGUCUACUACAUCAACCAAGACAUGUCUAUCAGAAUACAGGAUGGCUUUCUCAUAUUCCGCUGGUGGAAAAUGUAUAACCCCAAACAGAAACAGCAUGACCCCAAGGCAGAGACCAGGCUUUCCGUGACAGUCAAUGGCUUCGAGUUCCACGUCUACAAUCGGACCGACCUUUACGCCCGGCUGCAGGAGACGUUCGGACUGGAUCCCACGCUUCUGACGCCCAAGAAAGAUGAGGAAAGGGGACGAGAGGACAGAAACCAGACACUGGAAAGCGUGAACAUCCAGGCAGAAAGCACAGAUCCGACGUCGUCUUGGCGGUCCCUCAUUCCUGUCAUCAAAGUGAACAUCAGCACCGGUCGCUUGGCGUUUGGGAACCACCACCUCCCCCAGACGCUCUGCAUGAACUUCGAAGAUGCCUUCCUGACGUACGCCACCAAACCUCCAUCCAGCCACCUGGACCAGUACAUGCACAUUGUCAAAGGCUCGCUGGAGAACGUGCGCGUCAUGCUGGUUCCCAGUCCGCGCUAUCUGGGCAUGCAGAAUGAUGAGCCUCCCAGACUGAUGGGCGAAGGUUUCGUGGUGAUGCAGUCCAACGACGUCGACAUCUACUAUUACCAGGACGAACCCGGCCUGGUCCCCAUGGAGCAGGAGGGCGGCGAGGAGGCAGAGACAUGCAGCGAGGGAGACAAGCUCCAGGAUCUGCCUCCGUGUUGGGGGCUGGACAUCGUCUGUGGAAAAGGAACGGACUUCAACUACGGGCCGUGGGCAGAUCGCCAGAGGGACUGCCUGUGGAAGUUCUUCCUCCCUGCUGACUACCAGGCCAUGAAAGUGACCGAGGUGGCCCAGCCAGGAAAACCCCGGCAGAUCCAGGCCUUCGAGCUCCGCAUGAACAUCAUCGCCGACGCCACCAUCGAUCUGCUCUUCACCAAAAAUAGGGAAACCAAUGCCAUCCAUGUGAAUGUAGGUGCAGGCUCUUACCUGGAAGUCAACAUCCCCAUGACCGUGGGAGAGAACGGCUACUCCCCCACUAUCAAAGGUCAGCUGCUUCAUGUGGACACCACCAGCAGCAUGCAGUACAGGACUCUCCUAGAGGCCGAGAUGUUGGCUUUCCAUGUGAUAGCCAGCUACCCCCGGGUGUGGAACAUGCCCCAGUCAUGGCAGUGUGAGAUCGAGGUGUACAAAGCUACAUACCACUUCAUCUACGCUCAGAAAAACUUCUUCACCGAUUUAAUUCAGGACUGGGCAAGUGACAGUGCCCCUGAUAUGUACUCCUUUGUGCCGUAUUCUUGGAAAUUCAAGAUCCUUUUCCACCAGUUUGAAAUGAUCUGGGCAGCAAACCAACACAACUGGAUCGACUGUUCCACCAAACAGCAGGAGAAUGUGUACCUGGCAGCCUGCGGCGAGACGCUCAAUAUAGACUUCACUUUGCCUUUCAAUGAGUUUGUUCCAGCCACCUGCCAUACCCGCUUCAGCUUGAAGGCAGAGGACACAGACAUGCGACUGUCCCUGCCGGAGUGCCACCCGAGCCGCUAUCCCCUCCUCACCCUGGCCAAAGACUACCAGAACGUCAAGCUGCCCCCGGACAUGUUCAUGCCAGGAGAGAACCAAGGAGCGCCCCCUCCGAAACCCAGCAAGCCCCGCUGGAGGAACAUCACCCACGCCGAAGCUGGCUGGGUGGAUUGCUGGAGCGUGCCCAACUUCUUGCUCAUCAUCGACUACACCUGGCAUCCCAUCUAUCCCCAGAAGGCCGACGAGCAGCUCAAGCAGUCGUUUUCUGAGAUGGAGGAGUCCAUGCUGUCAGCUCUGCGGCCGCCGGAGCACACCUCGGUACCUCACAACACCCAGCAACGCUACACCUCCUCGUCUGCCUCGGCCGCCCACAGCCGGGCCCCCACUGACCCCUCGGAGCUGCCCCCCGACAGGCUGCACGUGGAGAUGGAGAUGUCCCCCGACUCUCAGAUCAUCCUCUAUGGGCCUUUGCUCCGAGCGCUGAUCGCCAUCAAGGAAAACUAUUUUGGGGAAGACGACAUGUACACGGACUUCGAGGAGGCCGUGUCCAGCCCCGUGUUGUCGACCUCCACCUCCUCAGGCCUUGGCUGGUCUCCGCUGGGAAUGGAGGACAGCGAGCGGAAGGAAACGUCAGACAUCCAUCCCCUGGACCUGCGGCCUUGGGAUAUCACCGUGCUCAUAAACCUCUACAAAGUGCACGGCCGGCUGCCAAUGCACUGCAGCAGCGAGGGUCCUGAGGGUCCGUCAGGCUUCUUGGAGCGGCUGUGCUUCGAGAUGAAAAAAGGUUACAAGGAGACGAUGCUUCAGCUGCUCCUGUCUCCCAUACACAUCUUCGUCAGUGACAACUACCAGCGUCCGACAGCGGACGGCGUGUUGCGGGACGGCCACCUCAGCCUGUCGGGCCUGCAGAUGAGGGCCCACGCCAUGUUCUCCGCCCAGGGCCUCCCUCUGGGCAGCGACACUCUGGAGUAUGCCUGGCUCAUUGAUAUGCAGGCAGGGGGGCUCACUGGCAGGGUCACCGUUCCACAGGUGGCCAGUAUGAUCGAGUGGGGAGAGACGUUCCUUUUCCACGUGGUGUCCAGAGAAUUCCAGCUUGACCAACCCAAGCCGUCUGUCAUCUGCCAGCACGGCGUCGACCGGCGCAUCUGCGACGCCAAGAUGACCUGCCUUCCUGGUCACUGCCGCACAUCCGAGGAGCUCAAGUACACCAUGACACGGCUGGCGAUGGAUGGAGUUGACCUCUUCAUCGUGGAGCACGGGUGUGCUGCCAGUGUCAAGACUGGAAUUGUCCGUGUGGCCAACUGCAAUCUGCACAACCAGGCAGUUGGAGAAGGCAUCAGCGCCGUGGUGCAGGACGUCAACAUCAGGCAGUACAUCGAGCAGCAGCAGCACAGCGAGGCCACCAGGCUGCAGCUGGCCGGACAAGGUCAAGGUCCCGGUCAGCCGCUCGGUCUCGGCCAGCCUCCCCUGCUGCGGCGCUCGGUCUGGCUCGAGGCGGGCUCAGUCAACCUGAACCUCAUCACGGCCGAUAUCGCCCUGGCCGCCGACCACCCAGCCAAAUGUGAAGUCCAGAGGCACUUUCUGGAGCUGCACGACGCUCAGACCAAAAGACUCUGGUUCCUGUGGCCAGAAGAAGCCAGCAUCCGCAACAAGAAGAGCAGGAACCGCUGCGGCUGCCUCGGAGGGUGCCGCUUUUUCGGCGGCACCAAUAUGGGCCUGGACUUUUUUAAACUGGAGGAGCUGACGCCCUCCUCCUCAACGGCGUUCUCCUCCUCCAGCACCGAGGCGGACAUGUGUUACGGCCAGUCCCUGCUGCAGCCUGGGGAGUGGAUCAUUACCAAGGAAACCCCCAAAGUGGAUGGGAGGGUCGUGGGACUGAAAACAGACACGCACUCUCCUUGCCUGCCUCCGGAGCUGCCUGAGCGGCGGGCUCAGCAGCAUCUGAGUCUCCAGGUGCCUCAGCGCUCCCACAGCUCCGCCUCGUCCUCGGAAGAAAACAGCACCUCCAGCGCCGCCCUGCCUCUGCUCGCCGGAGAGAGGGACAGCCCGUCGCCCAGCACGGAGGAGCGCAUGUUCCCCGUGAACGGCAAGAGCCCAGCUGACACCCUGGGGGAGGUCCCGGAGGUCUCCCCAGUCUCACCCAACAGCUCCCAGGACCGCUCCUCGGUGCGCUCCCCCCUCUGCUCCCCUCUCAAACGCCAGUCCUCUGUGCACUCGGGCCGGCUGGGCAGCACCAAGAGCCUGUCGGCCGCCGUCUUCACCGACAAACCCCCGCCGGUGCUGUCAGGAGGCGUCCAGUUCAGCAGCGAGGUGUCCCGCAGCGACGAGAACGUCCUGGACUCUCCUCGCCAGCGCAGGAGCUACGGCUCAUUUCCGUUCACGCCGUCGGCCGACUCCAACACGUUCCACCAGUACCGCUCGGCCGACUCCAGCAUGUCCGUGGCCGACAGCGAGGCCUACUUCUCCGCCGCGGAGGACUUCGAGCCCAUCAGCAGCGCCGACGAGGGCCCGGGGACGUACCCGGGCCGCAAGAAGAAACGGCGGCAGCAGAUGCAGCAGCCGCAACAGCCGCCGUAUCACAUGGAGAACUACAGCCGGAGCUCCAUCUACCACAGCGUUGAAGGUCCCCUUACCUAUGUUCUCAACGGGGAGCUGAUAACUGAGCCACGCCCCCUGCCGCUGCCUCCCACACUGCCCCCACUGCCGCCUGUGCCCCUGCCAAGCCACAUGUCUCAGGCCUCCUUCGUGUCCGCACUGGCAAUGGAGGAGGAGAGCUCAGUGGAGGCUGAAAAGACUGCUGAACCGGGCCCGGUGACCCGGCAGCCCCACGUGAUGGUGUGCUACCAGAACUACCUCGCUCACUACCAGGUCUCAAAUUGGUCCGUGAAGCAGCCCACCAAUAAGAGGACGUCAAAGUCUUCUUUGCACCGCCCCCUCGACCUGGACACACCCACCAGUGAAGAGAGCUCCACUUCUUUCGACCAGCUCUCCGUCCCCAGCUUUAAGGUGAUCAAACAGGGCCUAUCAGCCAGUUCUCUGUUAGACAGAGGAGUUCAGCUGAUGGGAGAAAACAACAGUACACCAUACACCCCUCUGGAUAAGAGGGCCAUGGAGAACACAGAUGAGGAUACAACCACAGAUGACUGGACUUUGGAGCAGCCUCUGGCACAGACCAGAACCACUGCCAUCGUGGAGGUUAAAGGGGCCAUCAACGUGGUGCUCACUCCUCUUGUGGCUGAAUCUCUGGACAGGUACAUCGAGUCCAUGGUCCACUUUGCGAGUAUCCGACACCCAGCAGCCAUUCUGGAUGACCUGCAUGGAAAAGUUCUCAAUGAAGCCUAUCAGAUCAGCAAGUCCACCGUCACCGAGUCUAGCCAAACGGGCAAGCAGGAGCACAAGCUGUCCAAGACAGAGGGCACCACCCCUGGCUCCCUCAACAUCUCCCACGGCCAGACGGACCUGUCCGUCAAACCGGAUAAUGUGAAAAUCAAGGGCCUCCAAGCCAACGUCUCCAUCCCCAAGGUGAACCUCUGCCUUCUGCAGGCCUCGGUGGAAGAGGGGUCACCGUCGUGCUCCAGUAAGUGCGUCACGCAUGUGUCUCUGGUGGCGCUUUGCUUCGACAGGAUCGCUACCCAGUUCAGAAUGAACAGGGGUAUUGUAGAAGAGACUCCCAACACCACAGAACAUGGGCGACCGUCUGUCAUGCUGGAGAAGUACGCCUCAGCCACCAAGAUGCAGCCUCAAUCCUCUGGCUCGCUGCGCUCCAACGCAGGCAUCGAGAAAGGCAAGGAGAUCGCUGCCAGACUCAACAUCCACCGGAUCCACAGCCAGCUCCGAGGCCUGGACUCCACAGACAUCGGCACAUGUGCGAUUACAGCAAUCCCCUUCGAGAAGUCCAAAGUGCUGUUUGGCCUGGAGGAGUUGGAGGAGUUUUCUAUGGUGGAUGAGACCGACGCUCAGGCCUCGGCAGGCGAUCUGGGCCGCUCCGCUGCGUCUCUAGAGAAAUGGGGCUGGAUCAUGUUCGAGUGUGGCAUCGAGAACCUGACAGUCAAAGGAGGCCGACAGUCAGGAGCCGUCCUCUACAACGCGUUCGGCGUGAUGGGCCGCUCGGACGCCGCCGGCAAGACGGGAAUGUCAAAGUCCAAUGGCUCCACCGGCUCUCAGACAGGAAGCGGUUACAGCACCGACGUGUCCGAUGACAACCUGCCGCAUGACGCCAUAAGCCCCGCCUCCGAUGUCAACGAGCAUUCGGACUCGGACGACCAGGACGAAGGGGUCGAGUCGGACGACCUGAAGAAAGACCUCCCCCUCAUGCCCCCGCCACCGGAUUCCAGCAGCAUGAAGCUGACCAUCAGAGAGAUUUGGUUCAGUUUCGCCGCGCCCACUAACGUGCGUUCACCCUCGCAGGCCAUCUCCAGGCAGCUGAAUCUGCUCAGUACAGCCACGCCGGCCAUCGGGGCCUGGUUAGUCCCAAUCGACCAGCUCAAAUCUUCCCUCCGCAAGCUGGACAUGGAGGGCACUCUGCGUGUGUGUGCCGUUAUGGGCUGCAUCAUGACAGAAGCCCUCGAGAAAAAGAGCAUCCACAUCCCAAUCAGAAGCAAGUACAACCGUGUGACCAAACGAGCCCGCUACCUGCACGAGAACCCCUCCUGUAUGCUCUGUAACAUCCUGCACCGCUACCUGCAGCAAGCCGACUACUCUGUCAUUGAGGAGGCCACCAUGAAUGAUGGCGUCCCAGCGCUGGUGACUCUAAAGAAAGGCCUGGUCGCUUUGGCCAGACAGUGGAUGAAAUUCAUCGUGGUGACUCAGGGUUUCAAGGCCAUUGGGCUGAUGAGGCCCAACCAGCUGACCAAGCCCAAGGAGCCCCAGCAGAGCGCGGGCGACACGGCGCUGGGUCUGGACAACGGAGCCGCCUUGCAGAGCGACACCAGCGCCGACGGUGCCGAAUUUGAAUUCGACGCAGCCACAGUGAGUGAACACACCAUGCUGCUGGAGGGAGCAUGCAGCCGCCCCCCGCCAAAGGAAGCCAACACCGGGCCCGUCAGCGGAGUGGAGAUCAUGAGGAAACUGUCCAAGUCUCACACUCACAGCGAGUCAGCUCUCAGGAUAAAGGGCUCCCAUCCCUACCAGUCGCUGAGCUACACCAGCGGUGACACAGCAGCUGACUCCCCCGCCCAUGUGAGCCGCGCGGGCCUUCCUGCCAAGGACAGCCCCAGGAAGGAGAGCCUCCUGAGCAAUCUGACAGGCAGCUUCCGCAGCCUGCACAACCUGCUGGAGGGCACGCCUCAGAGGAACGAGCCGUCUGCCACCGCCGCCGCCAAGAGCAGCUCCCUCACUCGCACAGGUACCGACAUGCUCACUGAGCACCCGCUGCUGUCGGAGCCGUCCUCCGUCAGCUUCUACAACUGGAUGUCCAAUGCCGUGGGAAACAGGACCGGGGCCGCGGUCCAGGAGUCUCCGGUCAGCCGCUCGCAGCACAACAGCCUGCAGACAGGAGGGACGUGUAACCUGCCCACCAUCCCCUCGGCGUCAGACUUCAACACCGUGCUGUCCAGUGACCAGAACACACUGGACGGGACCCACUCCCAGCAUUCCCAGCACAGCACCAGCCAGGACGACAUGGCCGACAUCGAGGAGGGGAACCAGUGCCCGGCUGCUGUUCAGCUGGCCGACGCUCAGGUUGUGUUCAAGCCUUUGCUGAGCUACACCGGCAUCCAGGCCCAAGACACCACUCCUCUCAGCUACAAGAUGUAUUUUGGAGAGCACCUGUCUUUUUCUGGCAACCUGGAGUGUCUCCGAGCAGACAUCGUGGACUCAGACACGUCCAAAGAGCGCAAAAACAAGCGAUCCAAGAGACAAGGCAUGGUCAACCUGCCUCCUCUGGAGUUUAAACCGGCGCUUCUCAUCGAGACGUUCAGCCUGAACGCGGUGGUGAUGGAGAAGUCCACCAGCGCCCCGCAGGGCCCCUCGGCGGUCCCGCUCUCCUUCCACGACCUCAACCGCCGCCACUACAACACGUUCCACUGCGACUUCACCACGGCGUGCCAGUCCAUCAGCCAGCGCGUGGACAUGGCCCUGGUGCGCCUCAUCCACCAGUUCAGCACCAUGAUCGACGACAUCAAGGCCACCCAGACCGACAUCAAGCUGAGCCGCUACACCGCCGGGUCGGCCUCCCCGACGCCCACCUUCAAGGCCCGGCCGUACCGCCACUUUCGGUCCUCGGACUUCAGCCGCAGCUCCCGCGGCAGCCUGAACGGCGCGGGCCGCAGCGGGACCCAAACCCUGAAGAGCAAGCGCGGGGCGGGAGGGGGAGGAGGCGGAGGUGGAGCAGCAGGGGCGGGGAUGUCCGGUGGUUUGCCUCCAAACGGACCUCCGUCGGGCAUGGAUACGCUGGGCAGGAGGGAGCCCAGAACGCGCAGCUCCCUGGGACGCUCAGAGCGACGCACCUCCAAGGUGUCGAGGAAGGGCUCCCGUGACGUGGCCGACCACAUGGCGAUCCAGAUGGACGACUCGGACUCCAUCACAGUGUCGGAGCAGAGCGAGCCAUCGGCAGAAUGUUGGCAGAACAUGUACAAGCUGCUCAACUUCUACUCCCUCAUCUCCGAUCCCACCGGCAUCCUGGAGAAAAGCUCCCCGGAGAACUGCCUUUCAGAGGGUGGGCGUCGCCCCUCUGAGCCCUUCUGCAAGGUGAUCUUUGAGAACGAGCAGCAGGAGCCGGCCACGCCCAACAAGCCGCCGGGCGCCGGCGGGAGGCGGCGCAGCCUGGUGAGCUCCGAGCCGCAGCACGUCACGCUCAUCGUGUUCGGGAUCGGGAUGGUGAACCGCACGCACCUGGAGGCCGACAUCGGCGGGCUGACCAUGGAGGCCGAGCUGAAGAAGAUCCACGGAAGCUUCACCCUGAAGGAGAAGAUGAAAGAUAUCCUGCACCAGAAAAUGACGGAGACAUGUGCGUCGGCUCACAUCGGCGGAGUGAACAUCGUCCUGCUGGAAGGCAUCACGCCUGACAUUCAACUGGAGGAUUUCCCAACAUCUCCCACCAGCACUGCUAAACAAGAGUUUCUAACUGUGGUCAAGUGCAACAUCGCCAAGUCUCAGGCCCUGUACAGCGCCCAGCGUGGACUCAAGACCAACAACGCCGCCGUCUUCAAGGUGGGGGCCAUCAUGAUCAACAUCCCCCAGCACCCGGCCACUCUGCACAGCAUGAUGGUCCGCAGCUCCCACCAGCUCUCCAAGCAGAUCUCUGAUCUCAUCCGCCAGCCCUCCAACGCUCAACCCCCGAACAGGGAGGACACCCCGACCCCACAGCCCUCCGACAAGGCGUCCAGCAUCAAUCAGACCCCCGUGGAGGCCAACGAGUUCCCCCAGCUCCCCGAGGGCCUGGAGAAGAAGCCCAUCGUCCUCAAGUUCAGCGCCAUGAUGGACGGCAUCACCAUCGGCGCGGCGCUGCUGCCCUCGCUCAAAGCCGAGUACAAAAUGGGACGGGUCAAGAGCCACGGCAUGACAGGAGCUCAAACCAGUUUCACCUUUGAGCUGCCGAACCACAAGCUUUGCUUCCAGUCCAAAGUGUCCCCCGUGGACAUGUCCACCAUGUCGCCGUCGGCGAGCCUCACGCUGCCCCCGGUCACCAUGUCGGGAGAAUACAUCAUGGAGGAACACGAGAGCCACUCGGACCAGGGCUGGGCGGCGGACGAGUUCCCAACAAAGCAGGGAAACUACCUGCAGGGCAACUACCUUCGCUGCGUGGCCGAGAUCGGUUCGUUCGAGCACAAUCUGACCACAGACCUGCUGAACCACCUCGUCUUUCUGCAGAAAGUCUUCAUGAAGGAGGUCAACGAGGUCAUUCAGAAGGUGUCAGGAGGAGAACAGCCCAUCCCCCUGUGGAACGAGCAUGACACCUCUACAGACGCAGACAAGCCCAAAAUCCUUCUGUAUUCCGUCAGCCUCAUGUUCAAGGGAAUCCAGAUGACGGCCACCACCCCCUCCAUGCGGGCCGUGCGCUUCGAGACGGGCCUGAUCGAGCUGGAGCUGUCCAACAGGAUCCAGUGCAAGGCUCAGCCCGGAGGCAGCAGCAGCUACCUCAAACUCUUCGGCAAAUGCCAAGUCGACCUCAACCUGGCCCUCGGACAGAUCGUCAAGCACCAGGUGUACGAAGAAGCAGGCUCAGACUUCCACCAGGUGGCGUACUUCCGAACGCGGAUCGGCCUGCGAAACGCUCUGCAGGAGGAAAUCAGCGGCUCCUCGGAUAAGGAGGCUGUCCUCAUCACGCUCAACAGGCCCAUAGUUUUUGCCCAGCCGGUGGCGUUCGACAGAGCUGUGCUGUUCUGGCUGAAUUACAAAGCGGCGUACGACAACUGGAACGAGCAGCGCUUGGCGCUCAACAAGGACAUCCACGUGGCCACCAAGGAGGUGGUGGACAAGCUGCCAGUCAUCCAGCAGACCUCCGCUCAGGCCUUCAGCACGCUCUUCCUGCAGCUGACGGUCAACGAUCUGGGGAUCUGCCUGCCGAUAACCAACGCGUCCCAGAGAGGACAAGCACCCGCUACCGAGGGCAUCCACUCUGAAACUGGGGCCAGCACAUCAGUAGGCCGGCCCAAAAAAGCACAAAAAGCCAAUCACAGCAUAGACUUUGACACCGGCUCCGCUCUGGUCCUGACCAUCGAGAGCACCCUGAUCACCGCCUGCUCCUCCGAGUCUCUGGUGAGCAAAGGGCACUUCAAGAAUUUCUGCAUCCGCUUCGCCGAGGGCUUCGAGACCACUUGGGACGACUGGAAGCCGGAGAUCCGGGGAGACCUCGUCAUGAAUGCCUGUGUUGUCCCUGACGGUACAUAUGAAGUGUGUUCCCGGACCACAGGCCAGCCCUCUGCAGAAAGCAGCAGCGCCGGCACCUGGACUCUCAACGUGCUUUGGAAAAUGUGCGGAAUCGACGUCCACAUGGACCCCAACAUCGGCAAGCGCCUCAACGCCCUGGGCAACACGCUGACGUCGCUGACGGGCGAGGAGGACGUGGACGACAUCGCCGACCUGAACUCCGUCAACAUGGCGGACAUUUCGGACGAGGACGAAGCCGACUCCAUGUCGCCCACUAUCCACAUGAGUCCGACGAGCCCGUUCAGCCCUCGGCUGACCCUAAGGAAGCGCCUGGUUAACCGCAUCCUGGGCCUGAGGCCCCAGAGCGUAUCUGUCCCCGACGACUACUUAAACUGUGCAACACCCCCCCCACGAGCAGGCACUCCUAGGUUCCAGAGACCUGUCUCCUGGGCCUGUGAGACCAUCGACCCCAGGAGGCAGAUGGUGAUGGGGAACCAGGUGAUGGACGCCCGCGGGAGGAAAUUCACCAAGCGGGUGGUGGACAUCCGAGAGCUGAACGAACAGGCCAAAGUCAUCGACGACCUCAAGAAAUUGGGGGCCAGCGAAGGCACCAUCAACCAGGAAAUCCAGCGCUACCAGCAUCUGGAGUCCGUGGCCGUCAACGACAUCCGCCGAGACGUGAGAAAGAAGCUGCGGCGCUCCAGCAUGAGGGCCGCCUCUCUGAAGGAUAAGUGGGGUCUUGGCUACAAACCAAGCUACAAUCGCUCCAAAAGCAUCUCGGCGGCGGCGGGCCGGCCUCCUCUUAAAAGGAUGGACAGACAAAGCUCCCGAAUCGGAGAUAUGGAUGACUUGCCUGAUAUCCGAGUGGACGCUUCCUCUCCUGGACCUCGAGUCACUUUCAACAUCCAGGACACGAUAAAUACUCAGGCGUUGGACUCCACACAUGCACCUGUCAGUCAAGGAGAGGUAUUCAAGUUUCCUGAGGAGACGGAGGUGGACCUGUUGUCCGUCACCGUUGACGAGCCAUCCCAUCCCCAUCAUCACCUUCAUCUCCAUUCUCCAUCCGACGGCCCGCACUCAGUGUUCAGUGCUCCCUGCACCCCUGCUGUCUUCUCACCCGCCCUUCCCUUCCAGCACGACGACAUGAGGCGCGACGACCUGUCCUCGUCCUCCUCCGAAGACUCGGAGAAGGAGGACGAGUUCGAGCGAGAGCGACCGCAGAGCUAUCGCAGGCCUUUUCAAGCAUCGCACAGGAAGUCUUCGGGCUUUUCUGCAGUGAGUCAGCUGUUUAGCGAGCGCUGGCCCAGCACACCCGCCAACCGCGGCUUCAGCGGCCCAGCCACUGAAAGAAACAUCGACUUUGAGCUGGACGUCCGCGUGGAAAUCGACAGCGGGAAGUGCGUCCUUCACCCGACCACUCAGCAACCCGAGCACGAGGACAUUUCCUUCAAGAGAAGCUGUGAGCGCAGCCUGAGGAGCCUGGACCAGGAGUCUCCUCCCAAAAAGAAGAAGCUGCAGCCCACGUACACCUCCACCACGCAUCUCCUCGCCGGCAAGAAAUGUCCCUCCUCUCUGCAGACCAAAUCUAAUGACAUGGAGACCACAGUUUUCUACAUUCCAGGAGUGGACGUCAAGUUGCACUACAACUCCAAGACCCUGAAGACGGAGUCGCCCAACGCCUCCCGUGGAUCCUCCCUCCCCCGCACUCUCUCCAAAGAGUCGAAGCUGUAUGGUAUGAAAGAUAUCGGCCCUCCCAACCCUCCCAAUGCUGUCCAAAGCAAGACUAACUCGCUCCUACCUCCCCCGCCCCCACCUAUUCCAUCAGCCAAAGGUAAGAGCAGUGGAGGAGUGAAGACGGCCAAGCUGUAUGCCUGGGUGGCCCUGCAAACUCUUCCGGAGGAGAUGGUCAUCAGCCCCUGUCUGCUGGACUUCCUGGAAAAGGCACUGGAGACCAUUCCCAUCACUCCUGUGGAGAGGAACUAUGCAGCUGUGGCGACCCAGGAGGAGGACAUGGGUCAGUUUGAUGCAGUGGAGCCACUGGAGGAAUCCACCACCUCCCUGGUUUCCUCUUCCACAUCAGCCUACUCCUCUUUCCCCGUGGAUGUGGUUGUUUACGUCAGAGUCCAGCCUUCUCAGAUCCGCUUCAGCUGCCUCCCCAUGUCCAGAGUGGAGUGCAUGCUGAAACUGCCCUCCUUGGACCUGGUCUUCUCCUCGAAUCGAGGCGAGCUGGAGACUCCGACGGGAACCCACCCAGCCGACGGAUCACACCCGCCCUCCUCAACUCCGCCCGGCCAGCACAUCCCCAAACUCCCACCUAGCAAAGCAUCUCCGCUGUUGGGGAGCCCCCUCGGCAGGAGCCGCCACAGCAGCAGCCAGUCCGACCUCACCGGCCCCCCCAGUAACUCCUCGGGCCUCAGCUUCACCGCCUGCAUGUCUGACUUCUCUCUGUACGUCUUCCACCCCUACGGCGCCGGGAAGCAGAAAUCAGCAGUGACGGGCCUGCCUCCGGGCCCAGGGCCAUUAGGUACAGUGGAUGAGGAACCGUCUUCAGUGACGGGAAGAAAAGACUCUCUGAGUAUCAACCUGGAGUUUGUGAAGGUCAGCUUGUCCAGAAUGAGGCGCACCGGAGGCCCAACCUUCAUCGAGAGCUUCAUUCCGGCCAAAGGUGGAAAAAUGGACACCACACUCAUCAACAUCUCAGCUGUGUGCGACAUCGGCUCGGCUUCUUUCAAGUACGAUAUGAGGCGACUGAGCGAGAUCCUCGCCUUCCCGAGAGCCUGGUACCGCCGGAGCAUCGCCAGACGUCUCUUCCUGGGAGACCAGACCAUCAACCUCCCUGCCUCUGGCCCGGCCACCCCGGACUCGGCCGAGAACAUCACCCAGCACCUCUCCCCCGAGUCCAGCCGCAAAGCCUACUGGAGGACCUGGGACGGCAGCACCGGGACGCACAUGCCUCAGUCCCCCAACGUCUUCUCGGAGCACUCCACGGGGAGCAACAUGUCCCCGAGCAGCGUGGGCCACCUCAAAUCCCCCGCCCCAGGCCGCACCAGGAGCGUGUCGGACUCCUCCGCCCCGAGAAGAGACUCUGUUUCAAAAACAUCCACCCCGUCCUUCGGUAAAAACGGAAAGGCGGCCGGUCAGCAGGGGGCGCCGUGGGAGACGCUUGUGGUUUUCGCCAUCAACUUGAAACAGCUCACCGUCCAAAUGAACAUGAGCAACGUCAUGGGAAACAACACCUGGACGACCAGCGGACUGAAGAGUCAGGGCCGCCUGUCUGUCGGCAGCAACCGGGACCGCGAGAUCAGCAUGUCCGUUGGCCUCGGCCGCUCCAAGCUGGACUCCAAGGGUGGGGUGGUGGGUGGCAACAUUGACGUGAACACCCUGGAGAUGGUCUCCCACAUUUCCGAGCACCCGAACCAGCAGCCCAGCCACAAGAUCCAGAUCACCAUGGGCUCCACGGAGGCCCGGGUGGACUACAUGGGCUCCAGCAUCCUGAUGGGAGUGUUCAGCAACGCUGACCUGCAGCUGCAGGAUGAGUGGAAGGUCAACCUGUGUACUGUGGACACCAGCCUAUCAGAGAAAAGUGAGAUCUUUGUCCACGGAGACCUGCAGUGGGACAUUUUCCAGGUGAUCAUUUCACGCUCCACCACACCAGACCUCAUCAAGAUCGGCAUGAAGCUGCAGGAGUUUUUCACUCAGCAGUUCGACACCAGCAAGCGGGCUCUCUCCACCUGGGGGCCCGGGCCCUACAUGCCCCCCAAAACCCCCGUCAUCAACAUGGAGAAAGGAGCGGCGGAGCUUUACAUGGACGCGGCCCACCACCGCCACUGGCCCGGGGUGCUGAAGGUAAUCGCCGGCUGCCACAUCUCCCUCUUCCAGAUGCCUCUGCCCGAGGACACGGUGCAGCUGGGCGGCUCCAUGAGCCUCCACGGCAACCACAUGACUCUGGCCUGCUUCCACGGGCCCAACUUCCGCUCCAAGUCGUGGGCUCUGUUCCACCUGGAAGAGCCCAACAUCGCUUUCUGGACGGAGGCUCAAAAGAUCUUGGAGGACGGCUCCAAAGACGACUCCACCUACAUCGUGCAGACUCUGGAUUUCCACCUCGGUCACAACACGAUGGUGACCAAACCGUGUGGCGCCCUGGAGAGCCCCAUGGCCACCAUCACCAAGAUCACGCGGCGGCGGCACGAAAACCCCCCGCACGGCGUCGCCACGGUCAAAGAGUGGUUCAAUUACGUCACUGCCAUGAGGAACGAAGAGCUCAACCUGCUCAGGAACGUGGAAGCCAACAACCAGGAGAGCGGCGCCGCUGCCAAGAGCUCCAGUCUGCUGAGCAGCUUCCGCAGCUCCUCCAGCUACAACCACGAGACCGAGACCAUCUUCGCUCUUCCCAGAAUGCAGCUGGACUUCAAGUCCAUUCAUGUACAAGAUCCGGAUGAACCUUCGCUGACAGACGCCGACAGCAAGCCGAAGGUGGAGUGCAGCGUGGUGACGGAGUUCACCGACCACAUCUGCGUUACCAUGGACGCCGAGCUCAUCAUGUUCCUCCACGACAUGGUCUCGGCCUACCUGAAGGAGAAGGAGAAGGCCCUGUUCGCCCCGCGGAUGUUCGCGACGCGGCCGGGCCAGAAGAGCCCCACGGCGCUGCACGACAACGGCAACGGCGACAAGGACAAGGACGACGGCAUCAACUACACCACGGUGGACUGGAGGGAGUUCAUGUGCAACACCUGGCACCUGGAGCCCACGCUGAGGCUCAUCUCCUGGACGGGGCGCAAGAUCGACCCGGUGGGCGUGGACUACAUCCUGCAGAAGCUGGGCUUCCACCACGCCAGGACCACCAUCCCCAAGUGGCUGCAGCGGGGCGUGAUGGACCCCCUGGACAAGGUGCUGUCGGUGCUCAUCAAGAAGCUGGGCACGGCCCUGCAGGACGAGAAGGAGAGGAAGGGCCGCGACAAGGAGGAGCACUGAGUGGGCGGGGGACCCGGCGCCCCCGGCACUGGACGUCACAAACACUGAAAAUAAAACGGAACGAGAAGCACUCCCGUGCGACUGUCGAACACUCUACCUGCUAAAACCCUGUGAAUCUCGGCAUCAGUCGUUUACUGUGCUGCUCGCCACUAAGCAGCUGUGGUUAAAAGCGUUUUGCACCAAUUUUGUUUUAUUUUAUUUUCCUGUAUAUUUUGAACAAAGUAGCACAUGCUAGUAUUGUUUGACUGCUUUAAAGGUAAAAACCCUGCCUCUUUUACCUGUUGUAAAAUGACCUUACUGAAACCGCUUGAAAUGAUUUUCUGGCUUCAGGAAGAAAUGAUUUCUUAAACCAUUGCCUUUUCUUUGUUUCCCAUGGAACACAUGGUAGGUAUGCUUUAUGUCAUUUAUAGCUGUAGCUUUAUAAUGUUUAAGAACAGUUCAGUGACGGUGUUCUUGAUUUUUUUUU